Molecule: messenger RNA, 270 nt
Organism: Prunus armeniaca (apricot)
Lineage: Eukaryota; Viridiplantae; Streptophyta; Magnoliopsida; Rosales; Rosaceae
Source: the annotation of a GenBank genome assembly
AUGGCUAGGCAAUUCAAAUACGAUUGGGUUCAAGGUCAACAGCACCCUGAGCAUCGAUUUGUGGGGGAUCCGGAUGACUAUGACAAUGAGUUGGGAUUUGAUCCCGCUCGUUAUGAACUAUUUCAGGGUAUGCAUCCUGGUUACGAACUAUUCCAAGUGCUUGACAUGUUGAGAUUUUUCUUGGCUCUUGACAACGAGAUCAAAUCCCAACUCAUCGUCAUAGUUAUCUGGAUCCCCCCCCCCACAAACCAGUGCUUAGGGAGUUGUUGA